UCUACCUUUUUGCUGUUUUUAGUCCAAAACCCUCGACGCACUCGCUCCUACCAGUCCAGAGUCCAGAGUCCAGACCAAACUCGCGCAAAUGCCUCCGAAUCUUUGCCCAAGCAUCCUCCUCUUUUUCUUCGCCAUUCUGAGCUUGGCCUCUGGGGCUGGAGCCAUAGGAGUGAACUGGGGCACCACGGCCUCGCACCCUCUUCCACCGCCCAAGGUGGUGGAGCUCUUGAAGUCCAACAACAUCACCAGGGUGAAGCUCUUCAAUGCUGACCCACUUGUUCUCCAAGCGCUAUCUGGUUCAAACAUUGGUGUCACUGUGGGCAUUCCGAAUAGCAUGCUCAGAAGCCUGAACUCUUCCAAGAAGGCUGCGGAGAGUUGGGUACACGAUAAUGUCACCCGCUACCUCUCUACUGGAGGCAGUGGUGCUCGGAUUGAGUAUGUUGCUGUUGGAGAUGAGCCAUUUCUCCAAAGUUAUGGGGAACAGUUCCAUCCCUUCGUCAUUGGAGCAGCCACAAACAUCCAGGCAGCUUUGAUAAGAGCAAAGUUGGAAAGUAAGGUGAACGUUGUGGUCCCUUGCAGUUUUGAUAGCUUCCAGUCAGAAUCCAGCCUGCCAUCAAAAGGACACUUCAGGUCUGAUCUCAACAAAACCAUGAUCCAACUCCUUGCAUUCCUUACCAAGCAUGGCUCACCAUUCUUUGUGACCAUCUCUCCAUUCGUAACUCUCCACCAAAACAAGAACAUUUCUCUUGACUUUACUCUCUUCAAAGAAACUGCACGCCCUCAUAAUGACAGCCACAGGACAUACAAAAACAGCUUUGACUUAAGCUAUGAUACCCUGGUUAAUGCAUUAUCAACAGCGGGAUUUCCCAAAAUAGAUAUUGUUGUGGCACAGAUUGGUUGGCCUACGGAUGGAGGAACUAAUGCAACCUCAUCCAUUGCAGAGACCUUCAUGAAAGGCCUGAUGAACCAUCUUCAUGGCAAAUCGGGUACCCCACUUAGACCUCGGAAUCCACCAAUUCAAACAUACAUAUUUAGUCUUUUAGACGAGGAUCAAAGAAGCAUAACCGCUGGAAAUUUUGAGAGACAUUGGGGUGUUUUUACUUUUGAUGGCCAAGCCAAGUAUCGUGUUGAGUUUGGCCAGGGUUUAAAAAACCUGGUGAAUGCACAAAAUGUGGAGUAUCUUCCAUCCAAGUGGUGUGUUGUGAACAACAAUAAAGACAUGUUUAAUGCAACUGCAAGUGCUUUAGAGGCAUGUUCUGUUGCUGAUUGCACUGCACUCUCUCCUGGUGGGUCUUGUUUCAAUAUUACCUGGCCUGGGAAUAUAUCAUAUGCAUUUAAUAGCUACUAUCAGCAGCAUGAUCAAAGGGCAGACAGUUGUGACUUUGGUGGUUUGGGUUUAAUCACAACCGUUGAUCCAUCAGUGGCUACUUGCAGAUUUUCAGUUGAACUUCUAACGUCGCAAUCAGAAUCACUUCAUGUGACCCUUUUUACCCAGUGGACUACCUCGCUAAUAACUUUUUUAUUAUGUCUGUUUAGUUUUACAUAAUCGAUUAGAUAUGUGUGGGGGAAUUUUUGCGGCUCUUUAUCU
This is a messenger RNA of Juglans regia (Persian walnut), 1588 nucleotides long. Its product is annotated as glucan endo-1,3-beta-glucosidase 9. Gene Ontology annotation, biological process: carbohydrate metabolic process. Gene Ontology annotation, cellular component: plasma membrane. The transcript is spliced from 2 exons. Bases 89 to 1546 code for a protein of 485 amino acids. Lineage: Eukaryota; Viridiplantae; Streptophyta; Magnoliopsida; Fagales; Juglandaceae. The record is from RefSeq and is a predicted model, not a curated record. Gene Ontology annotation, molecular function: hydrolase activity, hydrolyzing O-glycosyl compounds.